AACUUCGCGAGACUACAUUCUCUAUUGUCGUCUCUCUUCUGCACCAUUAUCGCGAGGUUUGAUCAGCUGUUAGGUCUGUUUUUAGAGUCUAGUGCUUGGACGGUCAACACGUGGGGAGGAUCGAGAAAGAGACAGACACAGAGUAGGGGAACACGUUGGGAUUGAGUCGGGCCCGGAAAACGUAACAUAUCACGAUCAUUUAAUUCACUGUGGCGGCACGGUGGACGUUUAAAUACUGUGUAGCUGCUAGGGUCCUGAGGAGAUGCCACUGAGGUUCCGGUCCAUUGUCCCGUACACACUGCCUGGAGUGCUGGCGCUGAUAGGCUGGUGGUGGUACAUCUCACGCAAGAAAGAGCGAAUCACCAACCAUGACAGUGAGGCGGGGGCAGCGACCAUGGGCCUGCUGGCUUCCCCGGCCCCCAGUGACGGCAGCAACGGCCUGGUAGAGAAAGGGACAGUGUCCCUCUGCGCCACAGCCACUACCCCCACAACCAGCAGCAGCUGCAGAGAGAGAACAGCCAGCAGCAGAGUCAGACCAUCCAAGACCAAAGAGCAACGGUCAACAGAACAGGAGGUAGUAGCUCAGAUUCACAUCCCGGCCAUUAAGGCCCAGGCAGUAGAGGUACAGAGUACAUCCUGUUCACCUACAGAGAGGGCCUCCCACCACCCAGACAGAGCCAACGCAGUCACAGACCCUGGUGUAGAUAGGUGCCAACAGACACCCAGGAGCAGUUCUUCUCCUGCAGCCUCAACCUUACCAACACAGACCAGGAAGGAGAGCUGGGCUCUCCAGGGAGAACGCGGGGCCACUGGGCAGAGACCGCCAGCCGCCAUUGCCUAUGUUACAAAGCCGGUGAAAUCAACGGUUACUGAGCAGGUCCCUGCUUCAGUGAAGAAGGCCAUCGCCACAGCAUCAGAAGCACUUGUACUGUCCCAGACGGCCCACGCUACGGCUAGUUCCUCCACAGCAGCAGACCUGAUGAAUGCAGAGAGGCCUGAGCCAGAGGGGGAGGUGGCAGCAGCACAUGAGGCAGCAGUGGCCUUCACCCAGAACCUACAAGUGGAGCUGGUGGCUAAAGAUGCCCUCCUGGUCCCGUCCAGCAGUACCAAAAAUGAGCUGCCCUCCUCGUCUUUCGUCCCAGCUGAGACACCGGCCCAGGCCCUGAAAGUAGUCACACAUGAGCCUCUUUUCCCAGAGACCCCCACAUCUUCGCAGGGCUCCUACCAUGCUGUUGUGACUAGUACUUCGGCCUUCCCGGCCCAAGGCCCCCAGCAGGAGAACGGGCCCCCCUGCAGCAGCGAGGAGCUGGAGGACCUGGCAGCAGGUCUGAUCACUGAGGUCAUCUGGGCAGCCACCCAGGAGGUCCUCAGUGUUACCUCCUGUCCAGAGACCUGGCUCGGCCAAUCCGCUGCCGAGCCCUGCUGCAGAAGCACCCCGCUGGCCAAUGGGAGGCCAUGCUCUGAGCAAGAGCCACUCACAAGGAACAUGGAUGAAGGGCCCUCCCCAAUAAGCCACGCUGAGACGGAGUGGAGAGCGCAGCAGAAAGAAGGGAUGCCCAACGGUUGCCCGCCCGCCCCGGCAUGGGAGCCAAUGGGGACAGCAAACGCACUGAGUAACCCCUGGGCGGCGGCAGCAGCAGCAUCCUCGCAGGAGGGGAGGCGUGAGGUCAGCAGCGUACCUGUCAACCUGGACAAACUGAAGGGAAAUGAAGGGGUGGUGGUCGAGGACUCAGCCUGCAGCAUGUGCCACUCUGAGGAUGGGGUCAGCAGUGAGGACCAGCAGAGCAGGGAGAGCCAGGAGGAUCUGAUCCAGGUGUCAGGGAUGUCUGAGGGGGAGGGUGGUCUGCGCCAGGCCCCAGAAGAGGUAGUGACCAAGGAACAAGUGAUGGCAGCCCUACCAGGCCAUGUGCUGGGGGCUGUUGGCGACGUGAAGAGGCUCAACGGGAUGGCCCUGAGGAACGGUUCUCAUGGGAUGAGUGAGACUGAGACCGAUCAGUCUGGAGGCUCGGAUGUGAACAGUAUGGAUUCGGUGGAUAGUGGCUGCACCAUGGGGGCUAGGGACAGUAGUGGCAGCCCUGCCAUGGCUCUGGGCUCUGAACUUAUCGUUUGGGAGAUUGAGGUGCCAAAGCAUCUGGUGGGUCGGUUAAUUGGGAAACAGGGGCGAUACGUGAGCUUCCUGAAGCAAAGCUCUGGUGCAAAGAUCUAUAUCUCCACCCUGCCUUACACUCAAGAGUUCCAGAUCUGCCACAUAGAGGGCUCCCAGCAGCAGGUGGACAAAGCGUUGUCCCUGAUCGGGAAGAAGUUUAAGGAUUUGAACCUGACCAACCUCUAUGCCCCCCCACCUCUGCCGCUCACGCUGCCCUCGCUGCCCAUGACCUCCUGGCUCCUGCUCCCCAGCGGUGUCACCGUGGAGGUGAUCGUAGUGAACAUUGUAUCGGCGGGUCACCUCUUCGUCCAGCAGCACACACACCCUACGUACCACGCCCUGCGCAGCCUGGACCAGCAGAUGUUCCUGUGUUACUCCCAGCCAGAGACACCCACCCUGCCCUCACCUGCUGAGGUGGGGGUGAUCUGUGCGGCGCCGGCGGUAGAGGGAGCCUGGUGGAGAGCCCAGGUCAUCUCCUUCUACAAAGAGACCAGCGAGGUUGAGAUACGAUAUGUGGACUAUGGCGGCUAUGACCGAGUGAAGAUUGACACACUAAGGCAAAUAAGGUCGGACUUCGUAACAUUACCGUUCCAAGGUGCAGAAGUAUUACUGGACAACAUCGCCCCCCUUCCAGGAGAGAAUAGCUUUUCAACCGAGGCCACCUCUGCACUGGAGGAGAUAACGAGAGGGGUAGCACUGCUUGCACAGGUCACAAACUACGACAACAACACUGGUCUCCCAUUGGUCCAGAUGUGGAACAUGGUUGGAGAAGAGCUGGUAUCAGUUAACCGCACACUGGCAGAGCGAGUGUUGGGUACCUGGGUGGACAGCUUUUGAACCUUGCUGCCCCCUACUCAUCAACCCCUUCUCAGUUCUACCACACCCCUCCUAGAUCCCUUCUUCUGACCUAAUCUCUGGAGUCUGACCCAACCAGCCCUCCAGAAACACCCCAUAACACUUCAAUGGAAGAACACAACCACUGGAUUUUGGGAAUAAUUCAUUUUUUUUGUGGCUUUUUUACACCAGAUUUCACAAAGAAUAAAAAUGGUUGUAUGCAGAAAAUAUAUGAAGUACUACUUCAGAAUAAGCCAACUCCCCUCCUCUCCUCCCCCACACACCAAAAGAACUUAAAGAAGGAAAAUAAAGUACUUGUACAUUUUAAAAAUAGAUCUAUAUUGUAAAUAAAGGUCGAUCUGAUUUUUCGUCCUACCUGACAUUUCACUCCACAACUUUGCCUGUGGAUUCUCAUCAUGCUGUGGAUGUAUAACUCAACUCAAUAGGAAAGAGUGUCAAUGGAGAACUAACCUCACUGUCAGCUGUAAUUACAUGUAUACACUUGUAUAGUGAUAUCAAAGGAAUUGGGCUUUGAAGACUGGGCUAAGUGUGGGGUUUCUAUAUUAUUGUAUGUAGUGCAGUAGCCAGUCCCCAUUUCAUGUGCCGGCAGGCUGUGUCUCGUCGUUUGGCCUCAUCAUGACAGCCGUGGACAUACAGGCCUGGGGGGCCAAGAAUGGCAUCUGGAUUCAUGGUUGUGACUGACGCCCUCGUCUAUGGAGACAAAUAAAUGUAGAUCUCAGCUUUGUUGUCAAGGAAACGGACGGAGUGGGGGGGAUUCCUUUCUCCGACCACCUGACUUGGGUGACUGACUGGGAGAACGUGCAGAACCGGGAUCCCAGGAGUCGCUGAAGGCCUGCUCAUCUGCCCUGGCCUCUCCAGUCUGUACAACACUGUGGCCUUAUGGAGAAACCGAACGGGCUUCCUUUUCUGAGAUCUCCAACUGACCUGCAAGCAGACCAACCUGACCCAUCUUUCCCCAUGCAAUCGCUGGUUGCCUUCAGCAUCUAUCCAUUGUCCUGCCUGGCAUCUCAGCUGAUGCACCCACCACUACAUUUCAGAUCCACUACUGUUGUCUGGCACUGGAGUUGUUGAGUCUGGGCCAUGACAUGGAAGGGUAGGGGUGCACUAGCUCCACCCCCCCCCCACCCCCCUCCUUCUUGACUGACUCCAGGGGCCUCGCGCAACUCUUGGUGCAACUGUCUAAGGACUUUGAGAGAGGACACCACUGUGCAGUUAGCAUUGGUGUGUGUGUGGAAACACUACAGCCACGGACAGGCCUCUCAUACCUGACCAGGAACUCUUACAAAGCAUCUUACAUUAACAUAACUUAGCCCAGCUCAGUCAGGAUAGGCCCAGUGCUUAUAUUAAAAUCAGUCUGUCUUCUAAUAUGCAUGUUAACCUGCCCAGGUCUGUGUCCCUCUUAAGGUCUUCACUGUGUUUUCUCCUACGUACUUACCCCGUAACAUUAUUACACUUUACAUUUGUGUUGCAGUUUCCAUACUUACAAGCAGUUUAAUGGAUCCUAAAUGAAGUCUUGCGGACAACACGAGGGUUGAAUGUGUUUUUGUAGCCCAUUUGCACUGUGGGAAAUUAGGUCCUUGACACUACCUGUCCUCUUCACUCAGCAGCGUAUGAAAGUGAGCCAUGAGAAUCAGUCUCUCACACUGCAGAUAUUAUUGUAAAAGAUGGCUUCAUACUGUGAUCUGCUUUGGUCUUGUUGGGUUUUGCAUAGGAAUUAAUUGCUUUGUCAUUUAUUGAACAGAAUACACUUUUUAAAUAUUUAACUGCUUAUUUUUCCUGAUGGGUGGUGGUGUUGUCGUCGCCCCCCCAAUUGAAUUGCUCUGGUAAUAAGGCAGCUUCCGUCCCUGUGCUUGGUCUUAUUGAAGUUAAGAACCAGGAUAGAUUUUGGAUUUUACCUAACGGUUUCGCUUGACUAUUCCUGCAUUACUAUUAAACUUGACAGCGUUGGCAUGUAAACCAAAUGACAAUACUUACCUCCUAUACAUAUUGAUCACAUAGGUUAACUGCACUUUAUCAACCUUGCUACUAGAGUAUAUAUUUCACACAUUUUGUGGGAUUGAUUGAUCCAUGUUUCAGGAAUGGUUCGUUAUGAGGUUGAUGCACAUGCUGCUAGUUCAGAAGGCAGCUGUUGCGAGGUGUUUUUAAAUGUCACUUAUUAGUCAGUCCAGUGUUUGGUACUGUAUCUCCCCUACCCGAUAACUGUUCAUGUUUCUGGAACCAUAGGAAAUAAGGCUUCUAGCUACUAUACUGAACAAAAAUAUUAAUGUCAAGUGUUGGUCCCAUGAGCUGAAAUAAAAUUACCCAGAAAUGUUCCAUAUGCACAAAAAGCUUAUUUCUCUCAAAUUUUGUACCCAAGUUUGUUUCCAUUCGUGUUAGUGAGCAUUUCUCCUUUGCCAAGAUAAUUCAUCCACCUGAUAAGUGUGGCAUAUCAAGAAGCUGAUUAAACAGCAUGAUCAUUACACAGGUGCAUCUUGUGCUGGGGACAAUAAAAUACCACUAUAAUGUGCACAACACAAUGCCACAGAUGUCUCAAGUUUUGAAGGAGCGUGCAAUUGGCCUGCUGACUGCAGGAAUGUCCAACUAAGCUGUUGCCGGAGAAGUUUGUUCAUUUCUUUACCAUAAGCCGCCUCCAACAUCGUUUUAGAGAAUUUGGCAGUACGUCCAACCGGCCUCACAACCACAGACCACAUGUAACCACGUCAGCCCUGGACCUCCACAUCCGGCUUCUUAAUUUCUUUCUGUAAUAAUGCCCUUUUUGGGGGAAAAAAACUAUUCUGAUUGGCUGGGACUGGCUCCCCAGUGGGUGGGCCUAUGCCCUCCCAGGCCCACCAAUGGCUGCACCCCUGCCCAGUCAUGUAAAUCCAUAAAUUAGGGGCAAAUGAAUUUAUUUAAAUGGACAGAUUUCCUUAUAUGAACUGUAACUCAGUAAAAUCUUUGAGAUUGUUGCAUGUUGGGUUUAUGUUUUUGUUCAGUAUAACUUGCAACAUAUUCAAGGGGCGUACAUGUCAUGGCUUGCUUGGGUUAGAGUCCAAAGCUGGCGUGGAGCAGGAGCCAUAUUGUUUGAUAUUUUCAGCCCCUUAACUUCAUGUUUCAAAGAGCCAUUUCAAGCAAUGUCCUCUUUGAUUCCAGCUUGAUUAUGUCACAAUCAGUAAAGAUGAAUUACUCCAUUGAUCCAAAUGACACCCUUCUGUCCUGUCAUCCAAACUCCUAUCAUGCUUGAAAGAACUAGAAUUAUUGCUUGACUUGUGCAGGUCUGUGUAAAUAAGAUAUUUCACUGGACUUUUGUAUAACACUGGAAACAAAGGGAACAUGUUUUUUUGUUUGUUUUGUUUUUGGUUCACCCCUUCCAAAACCGCUCAUUGUUCUAUUGGUAGGACUGGUUUGAAGUGUUUGCUUAGCUAGAUAAUUAAUCAUUUGAUUUUUUAAACGAGUGUAAGAAAUCCUGCCCAGAGCGUUUAACAUGUACAUGUCAGUUUUUGCGAGGCUCAUCAAAGGUUUGGUUCUUGGUUGUACAGAUCUAUUAAAAAAUAAAAUAAAGUUAUAAAAAAUGCUA
Salmo salar (Atlantic salmon) is the source of this 6554-nucleotide messenger RNA. It is a transcript of the gene akap1b, whose product is annotated as A kinase (PRKA) anchor protein 1b. NCBI's taxonomy places the organism in Eukaryota, Metazoa, Chordata, Actinopteri, Salmoniformes, Salmonidae. Gene Ontology annotation, molecular function: RNA binding; protein kinase A regulatory subunit binding. Gene Ontology annotation, cellular component: mitochondrion; membrane. The record is from RefSeq and is a predicted model, not a curated record.